Messenger RNA from Colletotrichum paranaense, 294 nucleotides. RefSeq lists its product as uncharacterized. The transcript is spliced from 2 exons. Bases 1 to 294 code for a protein of 97 amino acids. The record is from RefSeq and is a predicted model, not a curated record. NCBI's taxonomy places the organism in Eukaryota, Fungi, Ascomycota, Sordariomycetes, Glomerellales, Glomerellaceae.
AUGACGAGGAACCUUGCGAAACCCACCAUCACGUCGCCCGGGUUUCUGCUCAACUUCCUCCAACACACACACACAAAACCCACAAAUUCAACCACAAUGGCCGCCUUCACUCUUCUGUUCACUCCCGCCACCGCCGUCUACGGACGCUCAGGCUACAACAAGGACGGCGACGACGAGGAGAAGGACAGCCGCGGCCGCUCCGGAUACAACAAGGACGGCGAUGACGACGACGAGGACCAGAACAAGGGCCGCUCCGGCUACAACAAGGAUGGCGACGACGAGGAGGACAAAUAA